This is a messenger RNA of Emys orbicularis (European pond turtle), 455 nucleotides long. It is a transcript of the gene CENPS, whose product is annotated as centromere protein S. The transcript has 5 exons. NCBI's taxonomy places the organism in Eukaryota, Metazoa, Chordata, Testudines, Emydidae. The record is from RefSeq and is a predicted model, not a curated record. Gene Ontology annotation, molecular function: chromatin binding; protein heterodimerization activity. The coding region runs from base 24 to 455 and encodes 143 amino acids. Gene Ontology annotation, biological process: replication fork processing; resolution of meiotic recombination intermediates. Gene Ontology annotation, cellular component: FANCM-MHF complex.
CAACAGCCGCCUGGGCGCGCGCCAUGGAACCGUUGGGAGAGCAGGAGCGCGAGCGCCUCUUACACACCCAGAGGCUAAAGGCUGCAGUUCACUACACUGUUGGUUGUCUGUGCCAAGAAGUUGCAGAAGACAAAGGCAUUCAGUUCAGCAAACAAACCAUUGCAGCUAUUUCAGAGAUCACCUUUAGGCAAUGUGAACAUUUUGCAAAAGACCUUGAAAUGUUUGCAAGGCAUGGAAAACGAACUGUAAUCAAUUCAGAAGAUGUGAAGCUUUUGGCCAGGAGGAGCAACUCUUUGCUAAGGUAUAUCACCCAGAAGAGUGAAGAGCUUGCAUUGAAUAAUCUGGAACAAAAGGAAAGGAAGAAAAAGAAGUCCAGCGCAGCAAAAGGAAGAAGAACCUCUGAUGAGCAGGUGGAGGCUGCUAUGGCUGAGAGUGAGGAUUCCAACAUGGCGUGA